UGGCGAUGAAUACUCGGUUUUGCUCAGGCACAAGGCUAAUUUGCUUCAAUCUUUGGGUGGCCUUGGUCAUAUUUUAUUUUGUUUUCUACAUGUUUUCAUCAGUCCUGGUUGGCGCCUUCAAGAUUCAAACAUUUGAUGGAAAAAUCCCAUUUGACUUUAAAAAUUGCUGUGUUGAUAAUGAUCAAGAUAUCGUCAAUUUAUUGGCCUUGGUGUUAACAUAUGUGGUGUCAACAGGAAUAUUUCUGAUUUUUAUAAGACAAAGAAUAUGGGAUUAUGCUAUAACAAUAUCACUCAUACAUCUUGGUAUUUCUUGUGCAGUUAUGCAAGACUUUCCAACUAAUUGGCAUUGGUGGCUUGCUUAUGGGCUUUCAGUGCUUUUCAUGAUUGUCAUAGGGCAGAUUGCMUUGUGCUGCUGUUGUAAAGAAAAAACAGAUAGAGUUGCAUCAACACAAAAUCUUGUUACAUAAACUUUGAUAUUUGUGGUUAAAAUUAUAUAAGCUGCAGAAGUAGAGGAGAUGCCUUACUAACACAGAGCUAGCCUUGUAYGGUAGCACGUGGCACAAGCACUUAUGUGAUCAACAAUUCCCUUCUGCUUUUGACUCCAUUUUCUAUGGAUUAUUUAAAGCACCAGAGUUUAUGGCUUAGAUUGUAGUGAAUUCAACAAGAGACYUGAUACAAUCAGCACAGAAUGACAAAAUACACAUUUAUUUGUGUAUAUUAAUAUAUAACUUGGCUUAUUUAAGAGUAAGUAGUAUGACCCAUUGUACAUAUUCAGUCGUUCUAGACUGUGGGAUAUCAUUUUAAUGAUACUUGCAGCAGAAGUUAAGGAACAAUWGUAUGACAAAGUUCCUAGAAACUGACAAAGGAUAGAGCAUAACAUACUUGAGUGGCAUAAAAAUUAUUGUUUGAACAUUGUCGAAGGAAUUAUAUUAGCAUGAUGAUUUAGCUUAUUUUUAUAUAAUUUUCAYGUCAAGAAGUAAACA
Exaiptasia diaphana is the source of this 983-nucleotide messenger RNA. Its product is annotated as transmembrane protein 244. Bases 6 to 467 code for a protein of 153 amino acids. The record is from RefSeq and is a predicted model, not a curated record. The transcript has 6 exons. Lineage: Eukaryota; Metazoa; Cnidaria; Anthozoa; Actiniaria; Aiptasiidae.